UGGGCGGGGCGGGCGGGGCCGCGGGGUUCGGGGAGCCCCGCGGGGGUUGGGGGGCUGCGGGGGUCCCCCCGGCCCGGUGCGGGGGUGGGUGCAGGGAGGGUGGCACCCCGGGAUGCUUGGAAAUCCCACUGGAAGCGCCCUCUUGGUAUCCGGGGCUGAACGCGCCCCGCGGUCCCGGGAGGAAGGGCUGGUUCCCCUUUUCCCCGCCGAGACAACGGAGAACCCGCCCAGCCUUCCUCCGGGCCACGGGGGCAUCCCCAAUCCCCCUCCCUUCCUCCCGGCAAGGAUCAAACGGAGUCCUCGUCCCUUCCUCCUUCCCGCUCAGGCUUCCCAGAGAGGAUCCUCCCACCAGGAUUCCCGCUCCUGCUCCCUCAUCCCGAUUUUUCCCGUGCCAAGGAUGCCCUUCCCUCUGCUCAUCCUGGCGCUGGGCCUGGCAGGCGCCAUGGAGAUCCAGGUGCCGGAGGAGCCCGUGGUGGCCCUGUUUGGCCACGACGCCACCCUGCUCUGCUCCUUCUCACCCGAGGCCAACUUCAGCGUGGCCGAGCUGAGCCUCAUCUGGCAGCUGACGGACACCAAGCGCCUGGUGCACGGCUUCUCCGGGGGCCGCGACCGCCUGCAGGACCAGGGCCAGGGCUACGCCAACCGCACCGCGCUCUUCUACGACCAGCUGGCCCAGGGCAACGUGUCCCUGCUGCUGCGGCGCGUGCGCAUCUCCGACGAGGGCAGCUUCACCUGCUUCGUGCGCGUGCGCGACUACGACAGCGCCGCCGUCACGCUGCAGGUGGCAGCUCCCUACUCCAAGCCCAGCGUGCACCUGGAGCCCAGCAAGGACCUGAAGCCGGGCGACGUGGCCGUGGUGACGUGCCACGCGUCCCGCGGCUACCCCGAGGCCAGCGUGCUGUGGCAGGACAGCCGGGGUGCCAACCUGACGGCCAACGUCACCACGUGGCAGGUGGCCAACGAGGAGGGGCUCUUUGAGGUGCGCAGCGUCCUGCGCGUGCUGGUGGAGCCCAGCGUCACCUACUCGUGCCUGGUGCUCAACGCCGUGCUGCGCCAGCACGGCCACGCCUCUGUCACCAUCACGGGCCAGCCCCUGGCAUUCCCGGCGGUGGCCCUGUGGGUGACAGUGGCCCUGGCCGUGUGCGUGGUGGCCCUGCUGGGCGUGCUGGCCUUCGUGUGCCACCAGAAGAUCCGGGAGAGCUGCCGGGAGGACGAGGAGCGCGCAGGGCCAGAGGAGCGGGAUGAGGAGGGGGAGGAGCCCAAGACAGCUCUGCAGCUGCUGGAAAACACGGAGAGCAGAGAGGGUCGGGAGCAGGAGAUCGAUUGACGGCAGCGGGGCCCGGAGCCCGGCCCCGCCCGCGUGUCCCCAGCGAGCGGCGACACCCCCGGGGCGGUGGCACCUCCGGGGCGGUGACACC
This is a messenger RNA of Vidua macroura (Pin-tailed whydah), 1418 nucleotides long. RefSeq names its product CD276 molecule (gene CD276). The record is from RefSeq and is a predicted model, not a curated record. The transcript is spliced from 8 exons. NCBI's taxonomy places the organism in Eukaryota, Metazoa, Chordata, Aves, Passeriformes, Viduidae. The coding region runs from base 113 to 1327 and encodes 404 amino acids.